Dermacentor andersoni is the source of this 2992-nucleotide messenger RNA. The record is from RefSeq and is a predicted model, not a curated record. Lineage: Eukaryota; Metazoa; Arthropoda; Arachnida; Ixodida; Ixodidae.
AAAGAUAACACAUGUAAUCGCGGUGUCUCUGCUAGCAUUCAAAAAUGCGUAUUUUAGCAUCAACCUAGUGGCGCACUCUAUCGUCUCGUUUUUUCCGUAUACGCGGUGUCAAUUUACUCUAAAUCCCGUAAUGCCAUACGCUUCAUUUGCUUCCGUUCGUUUAGGGCAUUGAAUGCGCGUGCGCAGAAAUUCAUCAUCGAGCAUUCUUGAAUACACGACAGUUCGUUGCCAUCGAAACAUCAGGCAUGGCUGAAGAAAGGAGCUACGAAUACACGCCUCCUGUGUUUAGCUUCACGGACGAAGCAAGACCAAGUGCACGCUGUGACAACACCCAGGGCGCUUCGUCUUUGGACGCCUGCCCAACCAGUUUUGACCAUGCCGGGCAUUACCAGUGGAACACUCAGCACAGGCCAAUAACCGAUGGAGCUUGCAACGACAGUGCCACUGAAUAUGCAAACACUAGUUCCCUGCUUCUGACCUCCAGCAGCAUUAUCGAUCAUGAAAGGCCCAGCACAAGCCGCGCUGGCAUAGGGGAAUUAACAGCCUUAUUAGAAGACGGUGCCACGAUUUCUGAGCCCACUUGGCGUUACCAAUGGAGCACGCAGGGCAGGCCAAUAACCGACUGGACUUACAACGUCGACGGUGUCACUGACAAUGGUAGCACUAGUGACCUGCACAAGGGGUUCAGCAGCAGCAUUGAUCACGCAACGUACAGCCCAAACCACACGGGCAUAGAGCAAGCACCAUCCAUAACGGAUGGCGGCACCAGAGUUCCUGAGACAACCCGUGUUGACCAAUGGAACACGCAGUACCGCCUGGCUGAUGGUACGUCCACGGACUGCGGGCAUACACACAACACAGAAACCGAAAGCACUUGUUUCACACAUCCGGUCUACAGCAGCAGCCCAGUGGCCAGUACAAACAACGCCCGCAUGGAGGAACCAUCGGACAUUUUUGGAAAUGACGAUUGGAACGCCACUGGAACCGGAGAAAGGGAAGAGCAAGAAUUCUGCGACUUCUCUGGCAGUUGUUCGAGCAAACAGGAUGCCUUACAUGGGCAUGCCAACGAGGUCACGGGCGAUACAGCCAAGAUUUGCGUAGUAUGCGAUCUAACGUCUGUGAACAAUUCGAAGUUCGUGAAACACUGCCGGAAUACAAGAGGCAAAGAACACAAGUGCGAAAGGUGUGGCAAAGUGUUCUGCGAGGCUCGUUAUCUGACUGCACAUUGCCGCACGCACACAGGCGAGAAACCUCACAAAUGCGAAAUAUGUGAAAAAUUGUUUCGGUUUUCACAUCACCGAAAUAUCCAUAAACGUACACAUACAAAUGAGAGACCCUACAGUUGCAAAAUAUGUGAAAAAUCGUUCCGGCAGUCUGUCCACCUAGAUAACCAUAUGCGCGUGCAUACAGGCGAGAAACCCCACAAAUGCCAUAUUUGUAGUAAAUCGUUCAACCAGUCUAGUCAUCUAAAUGAACAUAAGCGCGCGCAUACAGGCGAUAAACCCCACAAAUGCGAUAUUUGUAAUAAAGCGUUCAGCCGGUCUUGUCAUCUAAAUGACCAUAAACACACGCAUACAAGCGAGAAUCCAAACACUUGCGAAACAUGUGGUAAAUCAUUCGCGCGGAAGGCAAACCUCCAUAGACACUUGUACACUCACACGGACGAGAGACGCAACGCCUGCCAUAAAUGUACUACAUCAUUUAAAACUAAACAAGAACUCAGGCGUCAUCUCAACUUCUCUUGCAGCGACAGAGCUUUCGUUUGCAAAUUAUGUAAUGAAUCUUUUGUAGACAACUCACGUCUCAGUCAUCACCGCCAAAUCACACACGCGGAUAAAGGACUAUCCGAGUCCUAUCAUUUCGCAGAGGAAGAAAGCUUAAAUGGACACAUGUGCCAGAAUUAUACGUGUUACUUAUGUGGAGAUUCAUUUGGAGACGAGGUUCAACUGCUGACACACCUUGUGACGCAUAGGGAUGCGCCGCCGUAAUGUGUGAAUGAAUCGCCCGCGGCUUUUUCAUUGCGCGAGAGUGAAGCCGUGCUGAGAAACAGCGUUGACAUUCUUUCGCAGGAGCAAGCAACUAACUGAAUGCAUCGUGUGCAGAGACAGACUUCUUUCGACAUUUACACCUGCCUAGUAAAAUGCAUGAUGUGAACGAUUCCAUCGCGUUUCUCAAGAUUACGAGAGAAAACGUCGUCACCAGAAGUAUUUGGGGUUCUUCAAGGUCGAAGUAUAUUGGAGGUCUUAGCCAGCGCUUACAGCUUGCAUAACUGUAUGUGUUGUUCGCGAGCACAGCUUUAGCACAUUUAUUUCAAGACAAACCCUUAUGGGCUGGGAGUAUGUGUUUUAUGCAAGAAGAAGGUCUAGACGGCCGCACAAGAUCCUUGACUCCUCAUUCCGGUAGAUCUUUUUUUUUUGCAGGCGUUUUGACAGUAAACAAGCUCUAAUGGACCCUCUGCUCAAUGAUUUUGCAGUGUGGUUAGAAGGGAACAUCUCAUUGAAAAGCGUUUAACAAGGAAGCACUGUUUUCUUGUCAACUAAAAAGUAAGCUCUGUCAUUCAUUAAAGUACUCGGGCCCUGCUCCCUUCCAGAAACAGCUUUUACGACAAUAUAUAGACUACGCAUGCGAACAUUUUUCUUUCAAAUCUGUUGAAUGCAUUGAGUGUUUUGGUUCUGUCUUUGGCUCUUGCAUUCAUACCGAAAAUCUUCUUUGGAAACCAUGAACUAUGCUGGUGACCAUAGUGAGAUUGUAUUACAUUGAAAUAAUUUCGAGCUUCACUAUAUGAUGUGUUCUCCCACAACGAAAAUUUUAGUUGUUUUAUUGUGGUGGCUUAAAGUUUUAGAGGGCAGUCUUUUAUCCGCUUGGAAGCAGUCAGUUAUGACUCGCACUGUUCCCUAGUUACAGCUGCAGAAUAUUUUUAGUGUGAUGUGACAAACGCAUUAGCGCGAGCAAUGACAAGAAAAGUGAGAUGCAGUUUUUAGGCAUAUUGACA